GUGAAAGUAAAAGUUUGUCUGAGCCACAGCAGAGCUACAGUCGAGACUUGUCUCUCUGUUUCUUUGUCAGCUGAAUCCAGCAGGUUUUUAUUUCUCAGCAACACAGCAGGAUCUCUGCAGGACACUGAGUGUCGAUAUGGCUGCUGCCAGCUGUCUGCUGACUGAAGAUCAGUUUCUGUGCUCCAUCUGUCUGGAUGUGUUCACUGAUCCAGUCACCACACCAUGUGGACACAACUUCUGUAAAACCUGCAUCACUGAACACUGGGAUAUUAAUGUCAAGUGUCAGUGUCCAAACUGUAAAAAGCUUUACUACACCAGACCUGAGCUGUAUGUCAACACCUUCAUCUCUGAGAUGGCUGCUCAGUUCAGACAGUCAGCUCAACAGAAAGCCAGCAGCAGCAGCUCAGAGCAACAAGUUUCCAAACCAGGAGAAGUUCCCUGUGACGUCUGCACUGGAACCAAACUGAAGGCCCUGAAGUCCUGCCUGGUGUGUCUGGUCUCCUACUGUGAGACUCACCUGGAGCCUCAUCUGACGAUCUCAGGCCUGAAAAGACAUCAGCUGAUCGACCCUGUGGAGAACCUGGAAGGCAGGAUGUGUCUGAAGCACGAUAAACUGCUGGAGCUGUUCUGUAAGACCGACCAGAUGUGUGUCUGCGUGCUUUGCACAGUUUCAGACCACAAGACACAUGAUGUUGUUCCUCUGAGAGAAGAAUAUGAAGGAAAGAAGGCCGAGCUGGAGAAGACAGAGGCUGAAAUGCAGCAGAUGAUCCAGAAGAGACGACUGAAGAUUGAGGAGAUCAAACACUCAGUGGAGCUCAGUGAGGAAGAUGCAGACAGAGAGAUAGCAGAUGGUGUUCAGGUCUUCACCGCUCUGAAGGAGUCUGUUGAGAGAAGCCAGGCCGAGCUCAUGGACACCAUCAAAGAGAAGCAGAGAAAGACAGAGAAACAGGCUGAAGGCUUCAUCAAAGAGCUGGAACAGGAAAUCUCUGAGCUGAAGAAGAGAAGCACUGAGGUGAAGCAGCUCUCACACUCUAAAGACCACCUCCACCUCUUCCAAAGCUUUACUUCUCUGACCGCUGCUCCAUCCGUCAAGAACUGGACAAAGGCCUGCAUCCGUCCAUAUUCAUUUGAGGGAACUGUAAGGAGAGCCGUGAAUCAGCUGGAGAAGACGCUCAGUAUACAGAUGCAGAAGCUGCUUCCUCAGAUCAAGCUGAAGAGGGUCCAGCAGUAUGCAGUGGAUGUGACACUCGAUCCUCAUACAGCACAUCCCAACCUCAUCCUGUCUGGUGAUGGGAAACAAGUUAAAUAUGGUGAUGUAAAGAAGAAUCUUCCAAACAAUCCAGAGAGAUUUGACAUGUGUAACUUCGUCUUAGCGGAGCAGGGUUUCUCUUCAGGAAGAUUUUACUAUGAGGUUCAGGUCAAAGGGAAAACUUACUGGAAUUUAGGAGUGGCCAGAGAGUCGAUCAACAGGAAGGGAUACAAUAAACCGAAUCUUCAGAAUGGUUACUGGACAAUAUGGUUGAAGAAUGAAAACGAGUAUGAAGCUCUUCCUAACCUUGCAGUCCGUCUUUCUCUGAAGUCUCGGCCUGAGAAGGUGGGGGUGUUUGUGGACUAUGAGGAGGGUCUGGUCUCCUUUUAUGAUGUUGAAGCUGCAGCUCUUAUCUACUCCUUUACUGGCUGCCGCUUCACUGAGAAGCUCUACCCAUACUUUGGUCCUUGUACUAACAAUGAUGGUAAAAACUCUGCCCCUCUGAUCCUCUCUCCUGUCAGUCACACAGAGUAGAGCAGUGGUUCCCCACUGGUCCAUCCUGGGGUCCAGAUUUUCUCGUAGUCAUUUGUACAAGGUCCAUACGUUCAGCAUCAUACUUGCCUUUGGCCAUGUUGUCGAGCUACUUCGCUUUCUCUGUCAAGUAGUCACUUACUCUACAGUAGAAAAUUGCACUUCAAAAUAAACGCGCUGUGCUGGAAAUUUAUUGCACUUAAACAUAAAAUGAUUGACUGAAUGAAAAUGACACAUUUGUGAGUCACUUGUGGUCCGUUCAGAAUAUCCCGUGAUCCACUAUUGGACAAAGACCUACCACUUGGGAACCACUGGAGUAGAACAAUCAUUUGAUUUACUGCAGAAAGAUUCACCAUUAAGUAAUGUCAAACAUGUAUAUUUUUUGUUGAUGCCAAGUGUUUACAUUGUUGUUUUAUCAGAUUCUUAUCAAUGUGCUUUUUUGCUUUUUUUUUUUGUACAUUACAUUAUUUUUAUGUUUCACAUUGCUACUUACUACCACAAGUAUGGCUGCCCCCUAAUAGUUGACCAAACAUUGGUCGACCAUAAAGGUCAUUAGUCGGCAAGAUUUCAUUAGUCACAGAAAAAACAAACAAACAAACAAACAAACAAACGUGAAACUCUACUAGAAGCUGCGCCUUGUCAAAACGACCUCAAAACGACCUCACAUUUUCCAGGCUGGUUAAGAUGCGGCAUGUGUGCAGCCCCUAAUCUCCAGAGCUGGUACCUACGGUUAUUCCACAGGCUAGUUAAUAACAUGUCGGGCAGGAAAUCCAAAGUGUGGGAUCAUUUUGAGAAGGUGAAGGACGAGUGUGUGUGUGUGUGUGUCAUUGUGGCAAACUGUGUGCAUCUAGGUCCCUGCUCCAGCUGCAGGUAGCUCAUACAGAUCGAUGUUAUUCAUUUCUUGGGUCUUCUCCAAAUACCUCAGUUUGAAUCAUGAUAACACGGCAAAAAGUCACACAAAGCACGGUAAAUGAGAUGGAGUUUAAUUACACUGGGGUAGCCUAAUUAACAGGAAACACAGGGACAAGUAGGUUUUGAAAGAUAAAAGAGAGCGUCCUCUUGGCUUUUCACAUAGUAAUAUUAUUUUUAAAAAUAUGGGUUGCAUACAGUAGUUGUAAUUCGACCUAGUCAUAAAAUGCUACUAGGCUAAAUAGUGGCUUCGUGGAGCAUUGGCUAGCUGAUAAGCCGUCUUUCCCAAAUCUGCAGAUAUUACAGUAUUUUGGUGAUAAUCACUGCUCCUCCCCAUGGACAAAUGAAGCAUUGCAACUGGUUUUCACACAGGCCUCUAGGGGUGUUACAAGUCAGGGCUGCAUUUCCUACGUCAUCGCGAGGGAUUAAAUUAACUCCACGGAGCAAGCGGCAGGCUUGCUAUUCUUUCUCACACCUUCAACUCAAACCACCAAAAUAUAUCAUUUAAUCAUUACAUUCAUAUCAGAAACAUGCAGGAGACUAGUCCACUGAUGGACCCUGAUGAGGACUGUUGGUCCACUGAUGGACCCUGAUGAGGACUGUUGGUCCACUGAUGGACCCUGAUGAGGACUGAUGGUCGACUGAUGGACCCUGAUGAGGACUGUUGGUCCACUGAUGGACCCUGAUGAGGACUGUUGGUCGACUAGGAAAACUCUUAGUCAGGGGGCAGCCCUAACUACAAUACCACAAUGUUACUGCACUGACUAAUGUUAUGUUAUGUUAUGUACAUGAUUUGGGGCACCAGUGGCUAAAGUGGGUGUCCCAUGUGGCAUUGGCACUUGCCACAGUGGCCAUGGGUUCAAUACCAAAAAAAAAAAAAAAAAAAGUAAAUAUGUAUAAUAAUGACAUUUAUAGCAAAUAAUCAGAUACACUGCAGGCAAGAUGGCUAAAUUGCUUCUUCUUUUUAUUUAGUCUUCACUUGACAUGUUACAAACAAAGUGGUGUAUCUGCUUAUUUGCUAUCAAUCUGAUGUUUCCUGCCAUCACCUGCACCAAGUUAUGAGGACUGACCGCUGUGCACAUAUUAUAUAUGUAUGUUCAUAUAUAUAAUAAUGUAAAUAAUUUAUUCUAAUAACUGCAUUACCUUCCUUCAAGACUGUUGAAUCAUCAGAAAACAAUGUACUCAUAGAGAUUAAGUAUUGUCUGG
Epinephelus fuscoguttatus (brown-marbled grouper) is the source of this 3895-nucleotide messenger RNA. Its product is annotated as E3 ubiquitin-protein ligase TRIM21-like. Bases 137 to 1783 code for a protein of 548 amino acids. The record is from RefSeq and is a predicted model, not a curated record. Lineage: Eukaryota; Metazoa; Chordata; Actinopteri; Perciformes; Serranidae. The transcript has 3 exons. Gene Ontology annotation, molecular function: zinc ion binding; protein binding.